Melampsora larici-populina 98AG31 is the source of this 1398-nucleotide messenger RNA. RefSeq lists its product as uncharacterized. The record is from RefSeq and is a predicted model, not a curated record. The transcript has 3 exons. NCBI's taxonomy places the organism in Eukaryota, Fungi, Basidiomycota, Pucciniomycetes, Pucciniales, Melampsoraceae. Bases 1 to 1398 code for a protein of 465 amino acids.
AUGAGACGGUUCAAUUUUCUCAAAGGAUUAUGUCUCGGUAUACUACUUUUGCCGUUUGGCUCACCUACUAUCAAACGUCGCUCUUUGGAAGGAGAGUCAAGCUUGGAUUUCUUAACAGAUCAUCUCCAACCCGAACUUGAGAUCUGGUCUUGGAACCAACUAAGAGAUAGCGAGGAGACAAAUCCUACCGUGGAAGAACUUGAAGAGGGAGAGAUGGAAGAAAGAGAAGUGAGACCUGUCGCCAAUUUGAGAUGGAGACCAUUGAGAGAGGAACUAGUGAGCGUUCUUGAAGAUUUGAAAACUCAAGGGAAACCUUCAGCCUACGUGGAGAUGAAGGUACCCACAUACCUGAUGAACAGACUCAUAGAGCUUGAUAAAGCAAUGCGGCGCGCAGAGUGGGGGUCGGCAUGGGAAACAUUCCGCGCUUCUGCUAGGGGAAGCCUACCAUCGUAUUGGGAAAGAUCUAUCAAAGCUCAAGUUGAGCAGGUCAAGUUGAUUGAGGGUUGGCAAGCUACCAAAAUACGUGCAAGUGACAAUCUGAAACGUUGUAUGGAGCUUUUGAGGGCUGAAGAAUAUUGGCCGGUCUUCUCUGGAAUUGAAUACGAAGCUAUCACGGAAACAAAGGAAUUGAUUGAAAAAAUGAGUCAUGAACAUCAUGGCCUUGAUUACAAACAACUACGUAAAUUGAUGCCCCCCAGAACCCUUGAAAAGAGGCAAGCUAGUAUGGAAUAUAUGGCACAUCGACCAGAUAUUAUUUCUUAUUGGUAUUCGGACGAAGAGCUCAAAGAAAAAGAAGAAAAAGGAUAUGACACAUUGUUGAUGAUGAGGAUUGAGGAACUUUUAUACAUGGCAACUCAACUCGACGUAGAACCUUCAAAAGACAAAAAGGCAUGGAAUAUUUUUGCAAACCUUUUCAGGAUUUUGCAUGGUGGUUAUGUGACUGAUGUCAACAGCAUGAACCCUUGGAGAUUCAAGUCCGAUUACUGGCCUGUGUCAGUUGAAUUUCAGCUUUUCACAAGUGGAUUAACUCCACACUCUGACAGAUUCCGCAACGGCUUUCAAAUGUUAUUGAGGCACCUUGACAAAAUUAAGAAGAUUGAUAGCAAGUCUAUGGAUCAUGGUGCGACCAAUCUUGCUGGCUUGUUGACAAUGGCAGGAGAUUGGUCUCUUUCAGAUAUUCUCUUAGGAUUACACAAUGGUGUUAAUUUGAUCACGUUCCACGCUUGCAGCCAUCAUGCCAGAAGUUCAUACAUCCCCAACGCGGCUCACUUGAGAAGGGAGACCGGGAAUGUAGCACAAGCAUACAGAGUUAUGGGUUUCCUCCAGGCUCGCAUGAAAUUACGUAAAGGUGAUACACUUGAAUCGUAUAGGCCUUUAAAGUCACUGGAAGUGCGAUAA